Molecule: messenger RNA, 4982 nt
Organism: Pangasianodon hypophthalmus (striped catfish)
Lineage: Eukaryota; Metazoa; Chordata; Actinopteri; Siluriformes; Pangasiidae
Gene: mtpap
Product: mitochondrial poly(A) polymerase
Exons: 9
Coding region: 54-1868 (604 amino acids)
Cellular component (GO): mitochondrion
Molecular function (GO): poly(A) RNA polymerase activity
Source: RefSeq, a predicted model, not a curated record
CUUUGCAGUUGCCGUAGAAUGAGAACUGCGCAUGCGCGGGUUUCAGCCCAACAAUGGCGGCCUGCUUUGGGAUGUGUAGGUUACAUGUGAAAGGAACAGAAAGGCUUGUUCAGCUGAGCCAAAAAUCAGAUUUACGAGCUCGGCGAAUACUCACCAGAUCCACCUUUGCAACUAAAGCACAGACAGUGAAAAAGACGCUACAAGCUGGUAUGUUGAAAUCCCUUCAUUCCCCUUCACUACAGAGGCAACCUCAUGUCAGCUUGUUAGGUGCAGCAGCAGGCAAGGAAUCUUUUUCUGCUCUCCAAGAGGAAAGACGAGAACAAGCUGAGAGGUCUGUCCUCAUCAGCUGCCCUCCAAACAUCAACCAGAAAAAGUUCUUAGACUACAUCUCCAAACACGGACACGUACAGAACCAUUUCUUCUAUCAGUCUUAUGGUAUUUAUGCAGUGGUGGAAUUCUCUACAAAGGACAGCAUCACUGCACUGAAGGCAAACUGCACCAUACCAAGUGUCCAACAUGAAGCAGCUGUGCCUUUCAAAUCGCGUCUCCUCUCACUGAAAUGGACAGGGCAAGGCAGCCAGUCAAAUGCCUCAAACACGCUGAAGCUCCAAAAACAUUUACCUAUUCCUAUCAAUGAGCUCACUCAACAUCUCUCCAAACAAGAGAGUAUAGAUCAGCAGCUGCAGUGUCUGACCGAUCUCUAUCAGCUGACUGAGGAAAACAUCAGUUUACGCUUCUUGGUCUGUUCGCUGCUCAGAGACAUCGCUGCUGCCUAUUUCCCAGAAUGCAUCAUCAGGCCUUUUGGCUCCACUGUGAACAGCUUCGGAAAACUGGGCUGUGACCUCGACAUGUUCCUGGAUCUAGAUGGCAUCAGUGGGCAGAACCAGAGGAAGGGCUCUGGUCUGUCUCUCGAGUAUCAAGUGAAGCAGGGGACGUCAGAGCGGACGGUCACACAGAGUGUCCUGUCUGUUAUCGGGGAGUGUGUGGACCAGUUUGGCCCAGGCUGCGUGGGCGUUCAGAAAAUCCUCAAUGCUCGCUGCCCCCUCGUCCGAUUCGCUCACCAGCCUUCAGGCUUUCAGUGUGACCUCACAGCGAAUAACAGGGUGGCAAUGAAGAGCUCCGAGUUGCUGUUUGUGUAUGGGAAAUUGGAUGCACGUGUGCGACAUCUGGUGUUUGCGGUUCGGUGCUGGGCUCGUGUGCAUGGCAUCACCAGCAGCAUUCCUGGAGCCUGGAUCACCAACUUCUCCCUUACAGUCCUCGUGCUGUUCUUCCUCCAGCGCAGGACGCAGCCAUUACUGCCCACUCUGGACCAGCUCAGAGACCUGGCAGACCCUUCAGAUCAGUGCAUUAUUGAGGGGAAUGACUGCACAAUUGUCAGUGACCUGAGCAAGAUUAAACUACAGAAAAACACAGAUACACUAGAGAAACUGCUGCAGGAGUUCUUUGAGUUUUAUGGCAAUUUUGCCUUCAGUUCAACUUCCAUCAACAUAAGGAAGGGAAAAGAGCAGAACAAACCCGAGUCGACCCCUCUGCACAUCCAGAACCCCUUCGAAACGGGUCUAAACGUUAGCAAAAACGUGAACACAACACAGCUGGAGCGAUUCGUGGCACUGUGUCGUGAGAGCGCCUGGCUCCUUGAGCAAAAGGAGAUGCUUAAACGAAGUGCUGGUCAAUCAGCAGAUGUAAUCCCACCUUGGGGACUGGCUGCCCUCCUGUUGCCUUCGGUUGCUCAGUCAGCGGGGGUGAAAGGUCGCAGGAAGAAGAAACAUCAUCCGGCGAGCGAGAGGAUAAAGACUUUGCUGGAGUCACUAAAGAGCAACAGUGGGGGAGCAGGUGCGAAACAGAGCGCUGUUAAUGGUCACCACUAGGGGGCAGCAUGCUUCUGGACUUUAAUGGGGCCUGCCUGGGGAUAUGAAAGAACUGAGAAUGUUUCACAAACUCGGAGCAUCUAACCAAGUGGUGAUUAGUUCAGCUGAGUUGUGCUGUGGUGAGUUCAGCCUGGAGAAUCAUCUCCACUGUCUGCCUGUUUUACCGCAGCCCAGCCUGUCUGAACCACAAUAACAAAACAACGCAACAUCCACAAAAAAACCUACAGUGUUUCCCUCAAGGUAUUGUGGGGUAUUUUAGGUUCAUGUAAACAGGAAGCUGGAGAGCUUGUUGUUCCAUUCACUAAGAUGGAUAGCUGACAGUGGAGUUUCACUCACUGUGUUCAGAUUAAAGGGAUCAUGGCGCUAUAGUGAACCAGACAGACAGCAUUGUAGUAUAAAUCCAUAUGGCGUCUGAGUGAAUGUGUGCUCUGUGGUGAUGUGGGCUUCAUCCUCCAAUUUAGUGUACAUAAAGCAGAAAGACAUCUACCUUUAUCCUAUAUGCAUAUAUCAUUAACUCUGUUUCGUAUGAGAUUAAAUUACUUUAACAAAAAGUCUGCUUUGUGUUACUUUGAUAUUUCAAAAGAUUACGGUCUUUAAAGAUAAGCCAGAAAAGGUUCUAUUGCGUGACGCCACCGAGGAACCAUUUUUGGUUUCCUAAAGAAUUACGAUGGUCGAAAGAACUGAGGAAGCAUUUCUCUCCAUAAAUGUUUACAUUUUUCGUUUGCUUGGUUAUUCACGGCUUUGAAGCGCUAAAAAAAAUGGUUGAAGAAUUGUCUACUGAAACAUCUUUUGUACCAAGACAUCAUUCCAAAGUUUGUUUUUAUUAUAAAGACAACACGACAGCACUUUUUUUCUUCUCCGAUACUGAUACCAACACCGAUACUCAAACCUUGAGUAUCAGCUCAUACAGAUACCCAUCUGAUAUUGUUUUCUUUUAAAAACUACUAAGGUUUUUUUUUUUUUUUUUUAACUGAAGCAGUUCACAGUUAUACUCUCACACAAAAACUUUUACGUUGCAAAUAUAAAAGUGUAAAUAUAAUAAAAUCAGUUGUAACAAAAGAAAAAACAGUUGAAUGUCUUUACAUGUAAAUAUGUCAAGUUCCAAAAAUUCAUUUCUUUUCCAAAUCCAAUCCAACCAUUGACAUUUAAUACUGGAUCCUACACCUGACUUUUUUCCUCCGAUAUAUGAUCCAGUAUUUUUUUUACUGCUCCUGGGUAUCAGAUUGGUGCCAUCUCUAUUUUAUUAUUUUCAUCAUAGUACCAUCUGUCAAAAGUUUCUUUAGGGAACUAAAAUAUUCUUCUAAGGCAUUGCUUUAAAAAAAUGUUUAAUAUAUAAGCAUUUUAAAUAAGUAACUUUUCAUAGCCCAAAAAAUCAGAAGGUUUAACAUCCAUUUGUAACUUGCAGCCAUAAUUCCAAAGUAACUCUUUCAAACUAACCUACAGAUUGACGAAGAUGUCUGUAACUCAUACAAAUACAAAUGACGACACAUAACUCUUAUCUGCAAUAUACAAUAGCCAUUAUAAAAAGCUCAACUAGCAUAAACAUUUAAACUAGUAACAAUAUAGUACUUUGUACUUACAGUACUUUAUACAAAGUAAUAAUUUAUACAAAAUAGUACUUUAUUGUAUACUAUUUGUUACUAUUAUGUUUGUGCUAUUAAUAUCCUUACAUCCUUUAUAAUUUCUCUAAAAUCUAAUGCUAUGUUUAAGAAUGUUAGCAUGUGUGUAUGUUUUCUUGUGAGACAAUUAAUAUCCUGUGCUGAGGUAGACAUCUUUCGAUUUUUUUUCUGUUCUUUGUAGAAGUUGCUGACAAUAGCUGCUUGUGUCCCAAAUUUCUCUCUGGCUCUACAUCACAUGCUUUUUUUUUAAUUAAAAAAAAAACACUGGUUCUACACAGUAAUAUAAAAUAAUAUAAAAUCUGUAAUUGUGAUUCCACAUGCCUUAUUUGAAAUCCCAGGUAUAUUAAAGAAUCCUAUGAUGAGUUUGGCAAUAAAUAUCCUGUGCGUCACCACACUGAACAGGGCCUGUCCAUGGUCAGGUCUAGAGUCUGAACCGGCAUAAACGCAGAGGGCAGCUGAAAUCUGGAGCAUGUAGACAUUCAAGUCUAAAAUAAAUGGUUUAAUAGUCAAUAGUGUGGACAGAGAGUGGAGUAAAUAGGCAGUGAUGAUAGAAGAGAACAAAAAUAGAGAGGCCCUGUCCCCCGUGUAAGUGUAGGAGUGUGCUCCGAACAUCUGCUUUUCCGCCCCACGUCUGUCAAGUUCAAGGGUCAAAGAAUAAAGUUGAAAAUAUCUCUCUUCAGCUCCUCUCAUCUGGAGCACCACAUGAGCAAUGAAGGAGUGCGAGCAGUUAUUGACUUUAACACCAACUGAAGAGUGACUUUGCACUUCAGCUGACCUGGGAGGUGAGAAGAGAGACUGAGGUCCCUGAGAGACAGAGGCAUGGAGGAUGGUGUGAUUAGGGAAAAAGCUAAAAUAAUAUAGAAGGAAACCUCUGUGAUAAAAUAGAUGCUUUUCCAGUAGUAAACUUGUACAUAAAUGACUGAUGUAGUGAUUUGUGUUCGAUUCAGACCCCAAAUCGAUAAUGUGUCUCAGAGACAGAUUUUUUUUUUUAUUUGUGGCUGUUUUGAAGUAUAUUUUCAAAGGUUCAUUGGUUACAUAAUAUGACUGAGAAGCACAUGCUACCCAUUAUAAAGAAAUGGUUAAACAGGACCAAGCCUGGUGUGAGAGCAGCUCUAAGGAGAAUCAUAGCAUGUUUGAUCAUUACAUGAAACCUCAGUUCAAUUCUCCAACCAUAUUUACCACAUCAUGUCCUCUCCAUUGUUACUGAGCCCUUUGCAGUUCACCGAUCCAGCCCCCUCUGAAACAAUGCUGGAGAGAACAACAUGAAGAAUAAAAAUUGAGGUUGCUGUGCAGGACUUGUGGGAAAACCUACUCUGGAAACUGUGGGUUUGUCGUGACUUUGAUCCUUGGCUUUUAGGCCAUCAGUCUGAUGAAGGAGUUGAACUUGGAUUAUAAAAAAAGGCAUGUCUUUCUCUAUUCUUGGCUUUACCAUUCUCUUGAGCCUGAAAGAAUUUAGAAAGGUGGCUUGAGGGUUUAAAAAAAAAACAUGGGAUUU